Molecule: messenger RNA, 1378 nt
Organism: Brassica oleracea var. oleracea
Lineage: Eukaryota; Viridiplantae; Streptophyta; Magnoliopsida; Brassicales; Brassicaceae
Product: protein RER1A
Biological process (GO): protein retention in ER lumen; retrograde vesicle-mediated transport, Golgi to endoplasmic reticulum
Cellular component (GO): Golgi membrane
Source: RefSeq, a predicted model, not a curated record
UUUCAAUCUUAAUGAUCUGAGAUUUCGAUCGAUCGAUUUUGUUUGGAAACGUUUUGCUCUGUGAGAGUUUGUUUUCGCUUCUGUGAAUGCUUGUGAUGUGCUCUUACUGUUUUUGGUACGGUUUCAAAUAUCAACACAUGAGAUCAGAUGGACGUAAGCGGAGGAGGCGAUAGUGUGGCAACGCCUGUUCAACAGAAAGCGCACGAGGCCUGGAGGAUAUACCAGCACUACCUCGACAAGACUACUCCUCUUCCCACUUACCGGUGGAUUGCUGCUACUCUUGUCGUCGCCCUUGCCUUCUCUUUGAGGGUUUUCUACAUCCAGGGCUUCUACAUCAUCGCCUACGGUCUUGGAAUCUACCUUUUGAAUCUCCUCAUCGGCUUCUUGUCUCCUCUUGUUGAUCCCGAGGCUGCUGAUGGACCUUCUCUUCCCACUAGAGGUUCUGAUGAGUUCAAGCCUUUUAUCCGCCGUCUCCCCGAGUUCAAGUUCUGGUAUUCAAUGACAAAGGCCUUCUGCAUUGCGUUUGUGAUGACAUUCUUCUCGCUGUUUGACGUUCCUGUCUUCUGGCCUAUCCUGCUCUUUGUUCUCACCAUGAGACGCCAGAUCUCUCACAUGAUCAAGUACAAAUACAUCCCUUUCAGCUUCGGCAAACAGAAAUAUGGUGGACGGAGUAGUAGCACCAGCAGCGGCUCACGUGCGGAGUGAUCCUGGCCCCUUUUUUCUUUAACUAAAGAAAAAGUAAUUUGUUGUUAGAAAACCAUUUUGGACUACUGACAGACAGAUCUGCUAUGCAGCUACAAGUAACAAUUAGAUGGGUAAACGUAAACACACCAGAAGAAAAAAACAGGAUGGGACUAAAUUUUGUUUUUUUUUCUUUCUUUUUUUUAGCUCGGAGAAAAAAUUGUUCGUUGUAUGUAUUAUUUGUUUUGUUGCUUUACUGUUUUGCAAAUAAUUCUACCAAUGAAUUCGGCUUCAAACUGGACUAAACACCUCGCAUGACCCUCUGUGCUUAAAUUGUUUUACAAAUACCAUUGCAAGACAUCGAUUAACCACCAGUUUCUGUGUGUGUUUAAGUCGCAUAAUAAUAUACAAAUGAGUGUGUUUAUUUCCAACUCCCAAGUCCCAACAUUGGUGGUAAUCAAGGUUUUAUUGGGCCCUUGUAAAGGCCUAGUUAUCUUAGUAGAGUCGGCCCCUUUUUUAGUACAAAACGCAGCGUAUUCUACCCCUUGUUAGCCAAGGUCCGUGUUCUUCUCGAACCGACUAUAUAUGCAUUCAUCGAGACUCAUUGUUUUGGCUAGCAGAGAACUCUAGAAGCAGCAGCAGGAAGAGAAAUAAAGGUAAAAGCUUUCAGAAUCAUCUCCGCAACGUUGUCGACCUG